This is a messenger RNA of Acaulospora colombiana, 435 nucleotides long. NCBI's taxonomy places the organism in Eukaryota, Fungi, Glomeromycota, Glomeromycetes, Diversisporales, Acaulosporaceae. The record is from the annotation of a GenBank genome assembly.
AUGGGACUAGGGAAAACUCCGGUCGAAAGUCAUCCAAAAAGGAAUCGAGAAAUGAAACAAGAGGUUAAUGAGGAAGUCGUUAGUGCUGGUCAUGAAAACGGCGACAUCUUGGAUGCAUCUUUGUUUGAGGGCUCGCAGGACUCUCUCGAUUCCUCCAAAUUUCCCAUACCCGAAGAUGAUCCUAUGCUCAAUAGUUCUGGAAGUGUUACUAUUAAUCUCAGUGAAGAUACCGGGUGGGACCCCGAUAAAACUGUGACGGAUAGUAAUAACGACCUUAAUGAUGACGGUUCUGGUGAAACUGAAGCUGGUUCUGUUGUUAACACUGCGAUUUAUAGUUUUCCUGAUGAUGACAACUUUGUCGACACCUCUUCUAUUGAUAUCGACGAAAUCUCCUCGGAGAUCAUGUCAAUCUUUGCGGCGUGGUUGUUUUCAUAG